CUCCUCCUGCGCAGCUCCGCUCGGCCGGGCCGCCCGGGGGGCCUCCACGUCCCCCCGCCCCGGACACACACACACACACGCACGCACGCACACCCCAACUCCAGCCACAGAUCGAUCGAUCGAGCCGUCGCCGGGCCGUCGCGCGCCACAUCUGGCCGGCACCGCACCGCUGGCCCGGGCGCGCGCUCGCGGGUCCCCGAGCCCCUGCGGAGCGCAGCCGGGGCGCAGCACCCAUCCCUCCCCGGGUCAGGGGAGAGAGGUGGGUGGAGGUCGGAGGGGGGGAAGACAAGCUGGAUCCCAGGCGCCCCGGCACUGGUCUAUGACGAUCCGCCAGGAGGAGGAGGGCUGCCAUGGGUCGGGGGCUGCUCCGGGGCCUGUGGCCACUCCACAUCGUCCUGUGGACACGCAUCGCCAGCACCAUCCCGCCGCACGUCCCCAAGUCUGAUGUGGAAACGGAGGCCCAGAAAGACGAAGCCCUCUGCCUAAGCUGUAAUAGGACGGCCCACCCACUGAGACAUUUCAACAGCGCCAUGAUGGCCAGCGACAGCAAUGGCGCCGUGAAGUUUCCACAGCUGUGCAAGUUUUGUGACGUGCUGACAUCCACCUGUGACAACCAGAAGUCCUGUAGGAGCAACUGCAGCAUCACGUCCAUCUGCGAGAAGCCGCAGGAAGUCUGUGUGGCCGUGUGGAGGAAGAAUGAUGAGAACAUCACACUAGAAACGGUUUGCCAUGACCCCAAGCUCCCCUACCACGGAUUCGCCCUGGAAGAUGCGGCCUCUCCAAAGUGCGUCAUGAAGGAGAAGAAAGUGCUCGGCGAGACUUUCUUCAUGUGCUCCUGUAACCAGGACGAGUGCAACGACCACAUUAUCUUCUCCGAAGAGUACGCCACCAGCAGCCCCGACCUCUUGUUAGUCAUCAUCCAGGUGACCGGCAUCAGCCUCCUGCCUCCGCUAGGGAUUGCCAUCGCCGUCAUCGUCACCUUCUACUGCUACCGCGUCCACCGGCAGCAGAAGCUGAGCCCGUCGUGGGAAAGCAGCAAGCCGCGGAAGAUCAUGGAGUUCAGCGAGCACUGCGCCAUCAUCCUGGAGGACGACCGCUCCGACAUCAGCUCCACGUGCGCCAACAACAUCAACCACAACACGGAGCUGCUGCCCAUCGAACUGGACACGCUGGUGGGCAAGGGCCGCUUCGCCGAGGUCUACAAGGCCAAGCUGAAACAGAACACCUCCGAGCAGUUCGAGACCGUAGCCGUCAAGAUCUUCCCCUACGAGGAAUACGCUUCCUGGAAGACCGAGAAGGACAUUUUCUCCGACAUCAACCUGAAGCACGAGAGCAUCCUGCAGUUCCUCACGGCCGAGGAGAGGAAGACAGAACUGGGCAAACAGUACUGGCUGAUCACUGCUUUCCAUGCCAAGGGCAACCUCCAGGAGUACCUCACCAGGCAUGUCAUCAGCUGGGAGGACCUGCGGAAGCUGGGCAGCUCACUGGCCCGAGGCAUCGCCCACCUUCACAGUGACCACACCCCGUGUGGGAGGCCCAAGAUGCCCAUCGUGCAUAGGGACCUCAAGAGCUCCAACAUCCUCGUGAAGAAUGACCUGACCUGCUGCCUGUGUGACUUCGGGCUCUCCCUACGCCUGGACCCUACUCUGUCUGUUGAUGACCUGGCCAACAGUGGACAGGUGGGAACUGCCAGAUAUAUGGCCCCAGAAGUUCUGGAAUCCAGGAUGAACUUGGAGAACGUUGAGUCCUUCAAGCAGACGGACGUGUACUCCAUGGCUCUGGUGCUCUGGGAGAUGACAUCGCGCUGCAAUGCUGUGGGAGAAGUGAAAGAUUACGAGCCUCCAUUUGGGUCCAAGGUGAGGGAGCACCCCUGUGUGGAAAGCAUGAAGGACAAUGUGCUGAGAGACCGAGGACGGCCAGAAAUUCCCAGCUUCUGGCUCAACCACCAGGGCAUCCAGAUAGUCUGCGAGACACUGACUGAGUGCUGGGACCAUGACCCAGAAGCCCGCCUCACAGCCCAGUGUGUGGCAGAGCGCUUCAGCGAGCUGGAACAUCUGGACAGACUCUCCGGCAGGAGCUGCUCAGAGGAGAAGAUUCCAGAAGAUGGUUCGCUGAACACUACCAAAUAGCUCUUCUGAGCAUGCUGGGCCAAGCCUACAGAGGCCGCCUUCUUACCAAAGAACAGAGGCAGCAGGAUGGUGCCCUGACUGAUGCUUCUGGAAAACCAAGGGCUCACUUCCUCCCUGUAAGCUGCAAGGCACCUCUGAAGCAGUGGCAGCUGGGAGUGGGUGACAAAAAUGCCUUUGACGUUGUCAUAGGAUAAGCUGUGCCAGCAGUUCCUCAGGAGAUGAGGUUGAUUUUUACAGCCGCCAAUAACAUUUGCACUUUAUUGAUGCCUGUAUAUAAAUAUGGAAUAGCUAUGUUUUAUAUAUAUAUCUAUAUAUGUCUAUAUCUAUCUAUUCAUAUAUAUAUAUGAAUAUAUAUAUAUGUAUAUAUAUAUAUAUAUAUACAUAUAUAUAUAUUCAUUCUGAAAAGAGACAAAGAAAAAAGAUCAAGUAUUCCCAGAAAAUUGGUGUUAUUGGAGAGCUCCAGAAUGAAGCAGAGAAGGAAGCCAUUUAGAAACGUCAUUAGCACAUGACAAUCACACACACAUGCACACGUGCGCGCGCACACACACACCAUGGUUCUCUGGGAUGCUAGGAUGAGGAGACCUUUGCAUUAGCAAGAAGGAUCCAUGUCUCAGAUCCUGACCUUCCUUUUCUCUAGACAAGAGUUCUGUCCUGGCCUAGGAACUAAGUUUAAGCACUCCAUGUGCCCUUCGCUCCUCCUGACUCUGCCCUGGAUCUCCAGACCCCAUAUUUGACCUUGUGAACCUGAACCUUUUUGCUCAACCCAGCUCAGAAACUCAACCCCAUUGCACACUUGGCUUUCAGUUUUCCAGGCUACUAAAAAAAAAGAUCAUUUCCCUACUCAUAACAUUGCCACCCUAUUUACUGAUGAGAUUCUUUUCUUCUCUCUCUCUCUCUCUCUCUCUCUCUCUCUCUCUCUCUCUCUCUCUCUUAAAUCCUGUAACUACAUUGCUAUUGUCCUCUGCCAAAAUUCAUCCUUUCCGUGAAAGCAGCUCCCUUCCCACCAGCCCCUGGGAGCCAUUAUGCUUCAUGUUGGUCACACCUCCUGUUGGCCACAGCAACACCGUGGGUUCCAUCUUCCUGAGCUCUCAAAUGCUGACACAAAUUCUGGCCUGUUGGGGGCUUGGAAUGACACAAUACGGCCACUGUCCGGACUGUGUCCUCUGGCACUUGGCCCCUUUGUUUUGCUUGCUCAGCAUAGCGUUUGAAAGAGUUGAGCUACUUUUGCACUAUUUGGAGAUUUUGCAGAAAAAAAAAAGUCUAGAUUUCAGGUGGGAGUAGGUGAUGAUUUAUGGUUCUAUCCAGACCACAUUUCUCUCCAGACCCAACAGGAUGGCACAGACCCAUUCUGCAGUGUAAGCAUCUAUGUUUCUAGCUGCCUAUAGCCACCCACGUCUGGAAAUAAACCUGCCCAUAACCAAGCUUCCUUGUAAGAAAUAUGCGUGCACGGGGUCCUUCUCUGGAUACAGAAGAGGACAGUCCCUACCUUGUCUGAUGUUAGAAUUUGAAACUGACCAUUCAAAGGACGUCACAGGACCUCUUGCAUGAGGUCCUGGUUAUGCCAAAUCUUUUGUACUUACAUCUUAAUAAUUGUUUCCUCCACAUUUGAGAGGGGAACUUUUGCUCCAAGAAGCUUUCUUCAUGGUUACCAGUCUCUUGAUGGUACCCACCUUUGCAGAAAUUAUUAGUGAGGACUUGAAUGUACACAGGAGAGUCCAGUGGACAGUCAGGAAAUAUCUGUCCAGUUGGACAAGAGCAAAGAAAGAGCUUUAAUAGGAAACUUGCUUAUUUGCCAACAAAUGUUGGUGUUGCAAGUAAAAACAAAAUCUCUUUUUAAAACAUGGUUUUGAAGCUACUUAAUUUUCACAAUAGGAAUACGAGUGAGGAAUAGCAGUGAGCACGUGGCCUCUGUUUGCAUUGUUCAGGGUCUCAUCUCACUAGGGUUUUAGGAUACAUGUUCAAGCUGGAAGGAGGGGAGGCACUUCAACUCACCCUGCUCCAUCCAUGUGUGUGGGCUUGGAGAGCAGAGGACACUUUAGUUGCAAUACCAUGGAAAGUCCCCAAAUCCUACUUGCACCUUAGGGCUUGCUGCUCCAUCCAAAUAGCUGUUGCUCACCGCCCUCUAGUGGUGAAUUUAUACAAUGCUGGCCCACUAAUGGGAUUUCCCGGGGUUCCAAAGUGUUUUAUUUUUCACUUCCGGGUUAUCUACAGCAUUAAACUGGAACACAGGUGAUACUGUGGCUUGUUUUGUUUGUGUUAUUAUUUUUCUUAUUCAAGAAAGAGACCAAGGAAUAACUUUCUAUAGUUCCUAAAAAUACUGACUUUUGUUCACUACUAUACAUAAGGGCAAAAAGUUUUAUUCUAUAUGGAACACUUCAGCCAUACUCAUGUAUUAAAAUAGGAAUGUGAAUUCUGAAUACUCUUUUGAUAUCAGAAGACUCAAGCACUUAUUUUCAUCCUAUGCAUUGUUUGUCUUUUAUAUAUAGAUUAUAUAUAAAAUGUUUAAUAGAUUGAAUAAAGCAAAAGUCCUCAGGUGA
This is a messenger RNA of Jaculus jaculus (lesser Egyptian jerboa), 4666 nucleotides long. RefSeq names its product transforming growth factor beta receptor 2 (gene Tgfbr2). The transcript is spliced from 8 exons. The coding region runs from base 351 to 2129 and encodes 592 amino acids. The record is from RefSeq and is a predicted model, not a curated record. Gene Ontology annotation, molecular function: ATP binding; activin receptor activity; transforming growth factor beta binding. Gene Ontology annotation, cellular component: signaling receptor complex; plasma membrane. Lineage: Eukaryota; Metazoa; Chordata; Mammalia; Rodentia; Dipodidae. Gene Ontology annotation, biological process: cellular response to growth factor stimulus; transforming growth factor beta receptor signaling pathway; heart development.